CUGCGGCGCCGACCGCUGGCGAGGCCGUCGGCACGUGGUCGUCUCUGCGAGGACGCGCGCGGCUUUCGUAUCUGACGUCACAGCAGGUGUUUUCCACCGACGUCACGUCACUAACUGUGUUGCUUUACGCCUGACGUGUGGCGAGCGUAUGCAGGCAGGCGGUAGAACACCGAAAUGACGCUCUCGAGCGGACACGGCGGUUUUCUGACGAGUUCUGACUGAUAGAGAACGAGUCACUCCUCCAUUGUUCUGCUUCUGACAUGUGGCCGCGUGACGCCCUUCUGGUUGUUGGGCUGCUCGGGAGCGUCACCCCUGCUCCAGGUGGUCGGUGGCCCAGGCACCAGGAGAGGUGUGGUGCCCCACUUCUCGUCGCCGCUUUCGUCAAUGACACCUCCCACCUGGAGAGCGGGGAGUUGUCACGCCUGGCCGCGGUGGUGCGCUGCUGUCGGCUCGCAGCCCCCACCAUCCGCCACCAGCAGGGUGCGACGCUAGGCGGCGCCGACCUCUCCGCCUCAACCGCCGCCGCCGCCGUGUGGAGGCAUUGCGACCCGCGCAGGCCCGCCAACCUCACAGACGCGUCGCCGCCGACGAUAGUGGUGCGCGCGUUGGCAGAGGCGGCGUCGCUGCAGCCGUGGGGCGGCGUCUCCGUGCGGCCCGGCGCCGGGCUGCGCCUCGACUGCGUCUUCCCACGAGACCGGGGGCGGCCCGGCUGGACGUGGACUUCCAGCCCGAGGCAGUACCUCACAGGUUGGGCGGUGACGGCGUCGGAGCGCUCCUGGAAGUACCGGCUGGCAUUGCACCGCAGCGAGUCCUCAGACACGGGCCUCUACACCUGCUCCACGCCACGCGGACUCACCAGCAGCGUCGCCGUUGCCGUCACAGGAGAGCCGCUGUCCCCGCACGAGACGUACCUGGGCGGCAGCUACGAGGACGGUGACCUGCGGCAGAGGGCGGGGGCGGGGGCGCCCCUGAGGGCGCGCUCCCGGCGGAGGCGUGGCCACCCCCGGGGCCGGCGGAGGCGGCGACCCUGGCUCCGCGACGCACCACCUGCCGCCCACUGGCGCGACUGAGCCAACGGGCAGCGGCGGCUCUCGCUGGCGGAGCCAAAGACGGACAGAGUGGCCAUGUGCAUCCCUGUGUUAACACACCGUGCUGAGCACACCGAGAACAAGGCGGUACUGUGUGGUUGACGUUAAUACGUGAAGGUAACCAGUAAGAACCCAGACGUUAUAAGAAACUACUAACAUCGCCAUGUUGAUGGUAAGUCCCGGAGACUACUUGAAAAGGAUUACUCCACAACACAUUUCACAAGCAAUCACUACAGACAUUAACACAAUAAAGACGUAAAUUCUUCUCUUGGUGUCGGAAGAAUCCAACGGUGAACCGGCUCCAUUUGGAGAAGGUGCAGAACGUAAAACUGCGAUUACUGCGUUGCACUCACCGCUUACUGGCGAGUGUGGGGUUUUAUUUGACGUACUCCUCUAAGCACGUACAUUUGCAAAACCAGAAAUGAAGUAGCAUUUCCGAGUGAUGUAACAUUUGUGUUCACUUGUGAAUACGUUAACGUAAGGCGAGUCUUGUCCUAGUUCAGAGAAAGUUUUAUUUUUCACUCUUUCUGUUUCUUUAAACACGUAAACAUUGUUUAGGGAUUUGUGGUUUAUAACUUAUUCGUGUAGCACCAGUCGAGGUAUCGCGUUCUUCGUAUGGUAUUAAAGAUUAGAAAAAGUGUACUAUCUAUACAAGUUAAAUUCGUUCGUUAUAUAGCUUCAAUAUGUUAAAGGAUUCGGUCUCGCCAUUAGGGGAGUCACACAUUGUUACUGUCUCCUACUCGCCGUAACACCCCCUCCCCCUCCAAUCGCGCCACAAAUACCUACAAUUUUAGUAACGCCAGUAACAAAACAGUCAAAGUUUUGUAAGAUGCUGGUUGUUUAUAAAAUAAUUUUACAAACUUUUGGGUAGGUUCCUUACAUCAAGAGAAGAAAGUAUCAGAGGUAUGAGCGCUUGUUCACCUUUGCUACAGUGAGACUCAUGUCUUCUGCUGAAGUGCUCAUAGCUUCUGAGGUAUGCAUUUUGGAGCUCAUGUUGACUGGACACUAUCUUCUUCUUUUUAGCCCAUACUACCUCCUCCCAAAACAUGGAAAGCAAUGAACUGCGGUAGAAGAAAUGUGUUCCACAACAUCGAAGAUGAACAAGCGCUCAAGUUCUUUUUUUAAUGAACACACCGCCGUCAUAAAUUAUGACCAAUUUUGAGAUUGAUGCCGUGCAAUGUAUGUUAAUGACAUAAAGGCAGUCACCUGAAAAUGGCAUAAAGGCUGAAUGAAACCUGAGUCGUAAUGAAAUAAACAAGAAUACAAUCAAAAUGCGAUGUUCCAAUUUAAAAAGUAUUGUAUGGCUGUUGCUCAGCAACAUCAAAAUCUAUUUAAGCGCUCAGUAUUUCUUAAGGUGUGCAUUUGAGAGCUCAUGUUUACUAGACACUAUUUUUCUGGUUUUGGUGUAAGGAACCAGCUUCGAAGAUUGUAAAAGAAUUUUGGAAACACCCUGUUUAUAACGGGUCAGGUAUUUAAAAUUGUUUUUGGAAAUAUAUGGAAAACAACAAAUCGUAUUAAAUAAGAGGUGGCGAUAAAAGCCGUUCUUUUUGAAGGAGGACAUCCAAUGACACUAAACUCGAACUUCCUGCUCCACCCGCAGGUGCUAGGGAGCAACUUAAUAUCUUAAACAGGAUCCCACUAUUUUAUUGCGGAUUCGUAUUAUCCGGCGAAAGAAUCCUGACUUUCUUCUUUAACAUUUUAUCGUUGCGUGGUAGAUGGGCCUGUAGUAGACAAAAAUUAAAACGGGAUGAAAACCGUUGAAGAAUGAUAAUAUCUCCAGGAUAUCAGGAACUUAGAGAGACUGUUGUUCUAAAAUAUUUAAUGAGAAACAUGUUUUUGUAGCAAAGAACUUGAUUCUCCAGAUCAUAAUACAUUAUUUUCUCCGCAUUGUUACUUUGUUUUUCAGAUGAUACUCAACUUACCUUAAUCGCUAGGAAUCCUCCACUGAAAGGCCGAUUCAACUGACCACGAUUCAUCAUAGAAAAGUAUCUAUGAAAUAAAAUCAUCAGAGGCUGCUAGAAUUUGUUCCAUCCAAUUGCAAAAAUUCAAAUAAGCUGAAAAGCUUGUAAGGGUGUAGAAGUGUAGAUUCUGCUGAGGAAUAACUGAUAAAGAAAAAUCGAGACACUGCCCCAUUUCUGAGUUAUCUGGUAUUUAGUUUAGCCAAUCAGGCCGUUGCGCCCGCAAAUUCAACAGCCCGCGUGAGACGAUGUCGCCAGAAGUGUUCAUCGUUUGAUUUCCUAAAACCGAAAAAGAGAACGAUACAGAAAUUUGACAUGGGACGGUAGUAAGGAUCGAACACGUAACAAAGGCUGAGUUGUCUGGUCCGCUAUCACCUACUCUGUAGAAACAAAGAAAUGGAUCUAAUGGCUCUGAGCACUAUGGGACUUAAUAUCUGAGGUCAUCAGUCCCCUAGAACUUAGAACUACCUAAACCGAACUAACCUAAGGACCUCACACACAUCCAUGCCCGAGGCAAGAUUCGAACCUACGACCGUAGCAGUCGUGUGGUUCCGGACUGAAGCGCCGAGAACCGCUCGGCCACCGCAGCCGGCUCUGUGGGGAAGACUGACACUAAUUGUAUCUCGCGGGCCACUUGGGUUUGCACUGCGCAGCGGCCUGAUCGGCUGACUCCUAUGCUAAUUAACUUGGAAACGGCGCGACGUACCGAAAUUUUUCUUAACAACAGCCUGAGAACCUCUUCAGAUUUUUUUUUGACCGUCCUGUACAUUCACAUCAGCAACAUCAGUACCCAGUACAUCACUUUAGCAUCAUAUCCAAAAAAAUUCAAGUUCCGAGCAACACAACACUUCAAAAGCAUUCUUCCGAAAUUUUGAGAAGAACGGGUGUCACGUAAGUAAUUUAACAACUGUAAUAGUAACGAACUCUCGCCGCUUUGACACUCUCAUGAUUUACUCAAUGUAAAAUUGGUUUUCAGUAUUUCACUUAGCACUACAGCUGGACUAUGAUUAUAUGAGUGUAUAAAUGAAGGGAAUACAGUUUAUUUCAAUAAUUUUUUCCCAGGUUUGGAAAGUCAGUCUUUGAGCUAUAUUUCUUUCUUAGCGGAGAGUGUCUCCCUUGCUAUCUUAUCUCAUUCAACAUUCUGUCGUUUGUACGUUUUACUAGUGGACUUGGCAAAGAUGUCGGGUUUUUUGGUGCUAGUAGGUACGGUCACCCUAGCGAUAUGUGCCCUUACCUAACUAGAAUUUUACGGGCAAGGUCGUAAGAAAAUACGCGUCGGCAGACCCUCACAUAAACAACUGAAAAGAUACCUACAUUAAAUGUAAUAAGAGACAUAAAAAUAGUGUUGCACACUAUUAUGGCAGGCCAAGUAUUUUUUAUUGAAUGGAUCACCAAAUCUCCGUAAACAAAGGCGUGAACGUUCUACCAAACGUCCAGUUAUAGGACAACAGAUACACACUCCUUGGUCACGGAGCCAUUCGAGAACGUCCCAACCCCUGGAAAAUCCCUUUCCUCCUAGAUGUUGUUUCAACUUGCCGAUAAGAUGGAGAUCGCCUGCUGCAAGAUGUGGACAGUACGUCGGAUUAGCAGCACCCACGUAUGUUGUUCCGGAUGAUGUCGAAACAGCAUUUCCUUCAUGUACCACUAGAAGUUCAAGGUCAAUCUAUGUGUAGAUUAAACGUUUUGCCCACAAGACUCGUCCUGUCUCGCGUACUUUAAUCUGCCGUGCCAUUUCACCUCCACUCUGUGACGCACCUGUUAGCCGUACCAUAGCAUAAUUGUGUCUGCAGGAAAGCUUGUACGUGUACUCUUUUUCUGACAAUGAGCCACACUUAUUGCGCAGUGAUCUCUGUGUGGAACGACACGAGUACACUAUUCUUUGGAUUCCUAACGUAGCUUGUUAUUUAUAAAGUUCCUUGCCAUUUUGGAAACUCUUAGUUUUCAUGCGAACUUUAGUCUCCAAGAAUCAGCUGUGAAAUUUGAAAACAGGUAUGUGCAAACAUAUAAACAUUUUGCUGAAAUUUGUUUCGGGAGAGGGAUUAUGACGGCAAUGGACCCCCCCCCCCCCCUAAAUUCCCAAACUGGAUCCGCAUCUACCUUCGUUAUUCUGUGUAAAACAAACCAGACAAAUGACCUCAUCAAGAUAUCAAAAUGUGCAAAAUCGUUUCUCAUGGCAAUAAACUUAUUCUCAUUUGAUUAUCAUUACAAGCUGGAUUUUUCAUCUGCAGACUGAAAAUGUCAGUGGGCUUGUGUAAUGAGUAGUAUAAUACCGCGAAAAAAUAAGACAACCUGUGUACAGUUAUUGGAGUAAGCUUUGUACAGACAUGUUUGAAACUCUUGGUACAUGUUGCUUAUCGCAGAGUGCCAAUCUCUUAAACUUCCGGUAGUUCGAAUAAAAGAAAAGAAACAUUAUCAUUUCAAUCUCUUUAACAUUUCGCGUGAUGUCCACGAUGAACCGAUCAUGAAUAUUUCUGUUUCCAGUUUAGUCAAGAUGAACUGGCAUACAAUGGUUGUGCUUUGACACGCCCAUCUAAUUAAAGAGAUAAAAGGCAGACUCUUUCAGGUAGUACAUUAAAUAGAUAUUUUAUUUUCAAAUUUAUGAAUCCCAAGUCUAUCCCAUAAGUAAUAUUACUACAGAGAUGCACAGUCUCAGGUAAGAAUGUGGGACGUCAUGUUUUAAAUCCUUGUUAAGCUAUAAUUUAAUAAUCGCAAGUGUUAAAAGCAGUUUAAUUCAAAAAUAAGUUCAUUUUGUAACUGAGUACUGUACUCUGUCCCUACCUUUAAAUGUUGAUUAAAUCAAAAAUGAAAUGGAAUAACGACGGAGAGACAGAGUAUAAACAGCAAACAAUGGAAAAGACUCGCAUCAAGUGUGUACACAAAACUGCGACGAAUAAUUUUAAUCGUAUUAUUUUUUCAUAAUGCAGAACGAAGUUAAUCUCAAUUUCCUUAUGUUUGAUGUGCCUUUGCUACCGGACUAAUAAACGGAAUACUGUAUGCUUAAAAAAUAAAGAGUUUCGCGUUAUUAUCUUAAUUAAAAUCGGUUAUUUGCCAUCUGUUUUUUCAAAAAAAGCACUUAUCCCUCACAUAUCCGAACUGCAUCUCUUGAAACCUUGACAAGCACUCUUAGCGCUAUUAUGCUUAUUAAUUAACACAUACCUAAAGAAUUCCGUCAUUUCCAUGGUAUCAGUUAUAAACCAUUUUCCGUUGUAUUUCUUCUGAAAGUACCGGUAUCUAAUAGUUUGGUGACCAAAAAACGAAUGAAAGAAAAAGAAUGAGCAAUCUGAAUAUCGCUUAAAUAUCUACGUUUAUGGUUGAAUGAAUUAUCCUCAAGAAUAAUGUAUUCUUCAAACACAUGAUUUAUAUGAAAAGCAUUAAGGAAGUCAAUAACAGCAAGAAAAUGUAAUUCACUCUGGAAUUUUUUGUUACGAAACAAUAAAUGUGCUAAGAGAUUACGUAGGUAAUGUUGGAUUUCCGUGGUACAGUAUUAUUUCACAUUCAUUUCUUGAGUCGAUACGUACGUAUGGACAUAGUUUUCUCUAUUGUGUUAAGUAUAUGUUGACCAGCGUGUGCAGUACAGCUACUCUAAAUACAACGAACAAAUAAAAUCUGUUGGCAGACUUAAACUAACCUCAUUUCCACAUUAUAAAGUGACUGUUCACAAUAAAGAUAGUAAUGAUGGUUUAGACAGUUCUAUGAACUUGUCAUUUCAAUUAAUGUGUAAUAGUAAACAGAACUUGGUUCUGUCGAAACUGAACAUGUAGGUGAGCGUGUUACUGGACUGUCCAUAAUCGGAACGACUGUCAGUUCAUUUGCAGUGUGCAGCAUGAACUGAAGAUGGUUUCCUUUAACACAGGAUUCAGUACUGGUUUCCUAUGAUAUUGUUAAACAUGUUCGUUUCUGUUUAGUGGACACGUGACAACUGGUCUCGCUUAUGGAAUAUGUGUCGACUGCUUUUAGUAUAUAAACGAAAACUUAUUACACCUGAGUGGACAUUUGUAUAAAACGAACUGUAUUAAUCAGAAACAGAACUUCUUUAACCUUCCGCAUGGACUUCUGCAGUUGUGUAAAACUGCUACAACAAUGAGUGAAUGGUGAAAAUUAAAUAUGGCAAACCACGUCUCAUACUGAUUUCUACAAUAUCUACGAUGUGAAAUGGCUGUUAUGUAAAGAGAAUAACCUGUAUGAAUUAAUGUAUAGUUAUAGUUUAAUACAGAGUUUUAGAUAUACUGAUCAGUACUGCAGAAAGAAUUGAUGAUAUUUGUAUGAACAGUAAUCCUUUAUGUAAAACGUAUAUUCUAUUUGAAAAUAAAAAUACA
Messenger RNA from Schistocerca nitens (vagrant locust), 7362 nucleotides. RefSeq lists its product as uncharacterized. Lineage: Eukaryota; Metazoa; Arthropoda; Insecta; Orthoptera; Acrididae. The record is from RefSeq and is a predicted model, not a curated record. Bases 261 to 1070 code for a protein of 269 amino acids. The transcript is spliced from 6 exons.